Molecule: messenger RNA, 1296 nt
Organism: Emiliania huxleyi CCMP1516
Lineage: Eukaryota; Haptophyta; Isochrysidales; Noelaerhabdaceae
Exons: 6
Coding region: 41-1177 (378 amino acids)
Biological process (GO): nucleotide-sugar metabolic process
Molecular function (GO): dTDP-glucose 4,6-dehydratase activity
Source: RefSeq, a predicted model, not a curated record
UGCAGCGCCUGACUCUGUGCCUCUCGACCGCCCUACCUGGAUGUCGGCAAACGGGAACAAGCCGCACCCCGGCGGGCACGUGCGCCCGGCCUCAAAAGUCGAUGUCGGAAACUACACGCCGACCAACAUUCUCGUCACGGGCGGCGCGGGCUUCAUCGCGUCUCACGUCGUCAUCGGCCUGGUGGAGAAGUACCCACAGUACAAGGUGGUGUGUCUGGACAAGAUGGACUACUGCAGCAGCUUGCACAACCUCGACCAGGUCAAGGACAAGCCAAACUUCAGGAUGGUCAAGGGGAAUCUGCUCUCUGCGGACCUGAUGAACUACGUCCUCGAGACCGAGCAGAUCGACACCAUCAUCCAUGCCGCCGCGCAGACGCACGUGGACAACUCGUUUGGCAACUCGUUCGCCUUCACGGAGAACAACGUCCUCGGCACGCACGUCCUCGUGGAGGCUGCGAAGAAGGCUGGCAUCCGCCGCUUCAUCCACGUAUCGACCGACGAGGUGUACGGCUCCUCCUACUCCGAGGAGCCGAGCCGUAAGGAGGGGGACGUGCUCGAGCCGACCAACCCGUACGCGGCGACCAAGGCGGCCGCCGAGAACAUCGCGCGAUCGUACUGGCGCACUCCGCCCCGCCGCCGCGCGAGCCCCCCCCCCAGAACCUCGGCCAAUCCGGCGCAUUCUGUCCCUCAGGUGAUCCCCAAGUUCGUGCGGCGGCUCGUCAACGGACUGCCGGUUUGCAUCCACGGAGACGGCUCAAACUCGAGACACUUCAUCUUUGUGACGGACGUCGCGAACGCGUUCGACACGAUCAUGCACAAGGGCGUGGACGGCGAGGUGUACAAUAUCGGCUGCGACGACGAGUUCACCAACCUCGAGGUUGCGAAGAAGCUCGUGCAGGCGGUCACGCCCGGCAUCAGCGACGAGGAGGUUGCCGCGCAGAUCACGCACGUGGAGGACCGCGCCUUCAACGACGUGCGCUACUACAUCGACUCGAGCAAGCUGCAGGCGCUGGGCUGGAAGUGCCAGGUCAGCUUCGAGGAGGGGCUCAAGCGGUGCGUCGACUGGUACAAAGCCGUCGACAAGAACUGGUGGCCGAUCGGGACAGACUCGGCGCUCGCCCCCCACCCCGUAAAGCCCAAGGACGCAUCACCGUGUGAAGUCAUCAAGGGCAACUGACAGCAGCAGCCAAAGCCACGUUGAGUCAGCGAGGGAAGUUCUGAUAUGUACUGCAUGAGUAUGAAUCGAAUAAGUGUGUACUGUUGUACCUCAAGGUACGAGAUUUGUACAUGGCGCUC